UUGUCAAAUUCAUCUGAUUGUUUUUAAUUUUGGAUUCUAACCUACAACAAAGUGUAUGAACGAUUUAUAUUUGAUAAAUUGAAUUGAUUGAGUAUAAUUUUAUUUAAUUUGCACUAGUAAAUUAACAUAAAAAAACAUGGCAAGCAGCCGGUUAGAAAGAAUUGGAACGAUUUAUACAAGAGUGGAGGGACUUCUAACAAAAGGAGCAAUGAAACCUGAUGACAGACCUUUGUGGUUUGAUGUGUACAGAGCUUUUCCACCUCUUGUGGAACCCAAGUUUGCUAAACCAAAACCAGAAAUUAAGCCUAUACGACCAAUUCUUUACCCUGAGGAUAAUAUUAGAGUGAAAUUUCACUCCAAAGGGUAUGGUUUAGGAGCAAUAAAUAUGAUCAGCCAAUCAGAAACUCAAACCAAGCGACUUGUGCAACAAUACCAGAAACUGGAAUCCGAAGGGGUUCGAGAUGAAGAUCUAGUUGAAAAAGCUGCAGAGAUUGUUGGCAGUGAGCGACAACUGGAAGCCGCGAAGGCAAAAAUUACCGCCGAAAGCCCAGGAUCCGUUUCUGCGAAAGUCCUUGCCGAAGUCGAUAUUAAGAACAUUUUCUCAGAAAAAUAAAUUAAUGUGAAUUUAGAAUUAACUAUGGUAGACUUAAUGUUGUUAUAGAUUUAGUGCAAUGGUUUUCAAUAAAUUACGUAAUAAACUUG
Molecule: messenger RNA, 702 nt
Organism: Spodoptera frugiperda (fall armyworm)
Lineage: Eukaryota; Metazoa; Arthropoda; Insecta; Lepidoptera; Noctuidae
Gene: mRpS23
Product: 28S ribosomal protein S23, mitochondrial
Exons: 3
Coding region: 137-613 (158 amino acids)
Biological process (GO): translation
Cellular component (GO): ribosome; mitochondrion
Molecular function (GO): structural constituent of ribosome
Source: RefSeq, a predicted model, not a curated record